This is a messenger RNA of Malassezia restricta, 1029 nucleotides long. RefSeq names its product cytosolic Fe-S cluster assembly factor NBP35. Gene Ontology annotation, cellular component: cytosol. Gene Ontology annotation, biological process: iron-sulfur cluster assembly. The record is from RefSeq and is a predicted model, not a curated record. Lineage: Eukaryota; Fungi; Basidiomycota; Malasseziomycetes; Malasseziales; Malasseziaceae. Gene Ontology annotation, molecular function: 4 iron, 4 sulfur cluster binding; ATP-dependent FeS chaperone activity; ATP binding. The transcript has a single exon. Bases 1 to 1029 code for a protein of 342 amino acids.
AUGGUAGACGUGGCACCUGCUCCCCUUCCUAUAGGCAUGGCACGCCCUCUGCCUGAUCAGAUUCCGGAGAAUGCACCUGAGCACUGCCCUGGUGUUGAGUCCGAGGCCGCUGGGCAUGCGAACGCCUGUCAAGGAUGCCCGAAUCAGAAUCACUGCCAAACAGCACCCAAGGGCCCCGACCCUGAUCUGCCCGUGAUUCGAGAACGCAUGCAGUGCAUUGGCUCCAAGAUCUUAAUUAUGAGUGGCAAAGGUGGUGUUGGAAAAAGCACCUUCACAUCGCAGCUGGCAUGGGCUUGUGCCAGUGACCCAGAUGCACAGACGGCGGUACUCGACAUUGACGUGUGUGGCCCAUCGAUCCCCACGAUCCUGGGUCUUCGGAACCAGUACGUCCAUGCAUCAUCUUCAGGAUGGACUCCUGCGUUCGUAACGGACAAUCUUUCGUGCAUGUCGGUGGAAUUUCUGCUGCCGUCAACUGAGGCAGCCAUUAUUUGGCGCGGCCCCAAAAAGAAUGGUCUAAUUAAACAGUUCCUCAAGGAUGUCGACUGGGCUGGUGGUAUGGAUGCACCUUCUACGACGGACAAGACCCUCAUUGACUACCUUCUUGUGGAUACUCCGCCAGGUACAUCGGAUGAGCACCUAUCUAUCGUGGGCUAUUUGCGUGAAUCUGGUAUUGAUGGUGCUGUUAUCAUCACGACACCACAAGAAGUAUCGCUUCAAGAUGUCCGAAAAGAAAUUUCAUUCUGCCAUAAGAUGAAAGUGCCUAUUAUUGGCAUCGUUGAGAACAUGGCUGGCUUCGUAUGUCCUUCAUGUCAUGGUCGCUCUGAUAUCUUUUACCCUUCCACGGGUGGUGCUAAAGCCCUCUGUGAAGAGUUACAUCUUCCAUUCCUUGGCAGUGUCCCGAUUGAUCCGCGCAUUGCGAGGUGCUGCGAUAUGGGGGAGAGCUUUGUCGAAGAAUAUCCUGACAGUCCCGCGAGUGAAGCGUAUUUAGCCAUUAUCGACAACAUCAAAAAGCAAGUGGCAAAACAUUAA